Notothenia coriiceps (black rockcod) is the source of this 2780-nucleotide messenger RNA. RefSeq names its product protein Niban-like. The coding region runs from base 6 to 1871 and encodes 621 amino acids. The record is from RefSeq and is a predicted model, not a curated record. The transcript has 4 exons. NCBI's taxonomy places the organism in Eukaryota, Metazoa, Chordata, Actinopteri, Perciformes, Nototheniidae.
AGCUGAUGGAGAAUGCAGCCCACACGUUUGGGCAGCUGCUCAACAAAGCGGUCCAGGACAACCUUGACAACCCCGGCUCUGCCAUCGACAAGGCCAAACACAGAGUGCUCAAGCAAUAUGACCAUGACAGCAGCACGGUGAGGAAGAGGAUCUCCAGGGAGGCUCUCGUCUCCAUCACUCUGCCCUACAUCAAGAAGAACCUGGCCCCCACCUGCAAAACUGAGCUUCAGAGUCUCGAGCAGACCAUCGACGGUGACCACUCCAACUACAUCCAUGUCGAGAAUGUUUACGAGAUCAUCCUCCUGCAAACUCUGGACAAGGAGGUCACUAAAGUGGUGAAAGAGGCAGCUAGCCUGAAGAAGUACAACCUGUUCACAGACAGCAGAGACCUCCUCAGUCAGUCCAGCCGCUCCAGCCUCUCCUCCCCCUCGCCGGCCGCCUCCACUCCCAACAGCCCCGCCAUGAUGCUCGCCUCCCCCAUCAGAACUUCCUCUGAGCCCCCACCCCUCUCUCCUCUUGCUGUCAAUGAUCUGUCAUUGAGCCCCAAGAAGGAAGAGAAGAUGGAUAACGGUGUGCUGCCAAGCAAAGCCUCGACGGAUGUGACCGCCAUUGAGACACCUCUGGGGAAGGUGGAAGAAAAAGAUGCAGCUCCAACUGUCAGUGAGGAGGCAACACCAACCAAAGCAGAAGAAGUCGUCCAAGCCGUGAAGGAAGAAGAAGGCCUCCCUGUUUCACUGGAGACACCAGAGGUAACAGAUACAGCUAAAAAGAGUGAGACCCAGGAAGUGAAUGUAGAAGUGGCACCUGAGACAGUGAUCCAAGAUAAUGUGUUUGCUGUAGAAACAAAAGCAGUGGAGGUGGCUGCUGAGCCUCAGAUGCAGACCACAGCAGCUCCAAAAGAGACAGAAAUCACUUUGUCCGAAGUGCCCACUGUUGUAGAAAGUCAAAAGAAAGAAGAAGCAGCAUCAGCAUCUACAGAAGCUCCUGUACCAAGUCUUGAUUCUUCUAUUGAGCCAGAAAAAGCUCCUGUACUAAGUCUUGAUUCUUCUAUUGAGCCAGAAAAAGCUCCUGUACCAAGUCUUGAUUCUUCUAUUGAGCCAGAAAAAGCUCCUGUACCAAGUCCUGAUUCUUCUAAUGAAACAGAAAACGCUCCUGUACCAAGUUCUGAAAAAAUGAUUGAACCAGAAAAUGCUCCUUUACCAAGUCCUACCAUUGAACCAGAAAACACUUCAGCAGAAGAAGCUGCUUGCCAAACGUUAGCCAGCAGUGAAGAGGAGUCACACUGUGUAAGCUCAGAAAUCAAGUUGGAGGCUCCCUCUAGUGGUGAAACGCAUGCACUCACACCUGAAGACAUCAGCCUGGACCUGAAGAGACGGGAAGAAGAGACAGUUACUGUCUCUAACCCUAAUUCUCUGGAUGUGUCAGUGGGAAGUGAGUCUGCCCCGUCCGAUGUGGAGUCCAUGGAGGAAGGGAGAACAACGCAGAGCAGUGGGGACGAAGUCUCAACGACCUCGGACGUCUUGGUUGAGGCCAACAUGAGUAAUUCACCCGUCAGCUCAGACGAGCAGCCUGAGGACAAGAUAACAGUCGAUGAUCCGUGUCGUGAGGAACAGACAGAAGCUGUGAGUGAGGACAUUGAGGCAGGUACGAACGUGGAGCUGCUGGUGGAGGCAGAAGAGUCUACAACCUCUCAGCCAGAUGAGUCUACACCCUCUCAGCCUCCCGAGCCCACAGAAGCAGAAACUUCCUCCAGCCCUGAAGCAAGGCCCAUUGAUAGCGUCAAGGCAAUCCGUGACCUGGUGAUGGAGGUGAUUGAGGUGGAGGAGCUGGUGAAGCGUUACCCAAGUGGAGUUCCAACAGAGGAGGAAUGAAGCAUCACAACUGCAUCACUGUGCUUUCGACAAGACGAGACAAAAAUAAUUAGGAGUCUUCUGCUAAAGGGAACCAAAUUAUUUCAAGAAUCAUUACAUACGGUAAUACGGUAGCCUCAAACAGACCUGGAGUCAAAAUGUUUGUUCACAGAGCAGAAACAGGAAAAUACUCCUGAAAAACAUUCACAAAUGCUUCCAUUAACUCUUUUUUUUAAAGCCCAUAUGCAUGAAAUUGUGGUUAAUUAUUUAUACAACUAAUUUACACAAAUCAAUAUAAUCAGCUCUUUCAGGUGUAUAACAUCAUCAAGUUUCUGUCUCUCACAGACUUAGCACCGACUUCUUUAGAGAAACUAGAUUUAGAACUAUUUUACCAAGAUUGUGAAGAAUUUAUGUCAUUAUGCUGUGGUAGAUUAUGAAUUUACUUUGGAAUAAAGUGUGUAAGGAUGUUCUACAAUGUCAGAGUUGGGAGGUGAAGAUAGAUAGCAGUCUGAUAUCUAUAUAUGCUUGAGUCAGGGCAUGGUUAUCCUAGCUUAGCAUAAAGACUGAAAGCACAGGGAAACAACUAGCUGGGCUUUAACCAAAGUUUAAAAUGACAUCUAGCAAAGCUUCAGAAGCUUAUCCAUUAACAUGUCUUACCUUUUUUUAAUUUCAAGACCAACAGAAAUGUUAAACAAUUGGCUUUGAACUAAAGACUUCAUCAGAGUUGUUAUGCUAAGCUAGGGUAAACUUCAUGACUCCAGUUAUGCAAGACACAAGAUUGUUUACUGUCUGAACAGCUAACUUUGGGGGGAAAAGCAAUGUUGAACUAUUCCUCUAAACAGACUACAAGAGAACCUUCACACUAUUGUUGUUAAAUCAGUGAGUUUCACAUUAUUUAGAAACCAAGAUAACAGAUAUGUUUAAUAUAUU